GGUUUGUGCUGCUGCCGCUGCCGCCGCCGCCCGGGCCGAGUGACAAAGGAAGGAAGGAAGGAAGCGAAGAGGACCUGGCCCCGCAGCCGCUGACAGGGCUCCGGGCUCGGGGCAAAGCGCAGACACUUCCUGAGCAAGCACCGAUCAGAGGCGAGGGGCGGAGGGCGGCCGCGCCGGUGCCGUGGACGGGGGAGGGGGCCCCAAGGGACGGAAGCGGUUGCCGGGUUCCCAUGUCCCCGGCGUAUGGGGAGCAGUCGAGGAGCCGCUGCCUGGGGUCUGAAGGGAGCUGCCUCCGCUAUCGCCGCCGCCAUGGCCGCUGGAUCCAGCCGCCGCCUGCAGCUGCUCCUGGCGCAAUGAGGAGAGGAGCCGCCGCCACCGCCCGCCUCUGACUGACUCGCGACUCCGCCGCCCUCCUGGUCGCCGGGCCCCCGCCGCCAGCCCGCUGGAUCCCGCCGCUGCCGGAGCCGCAGCGUUUCCCGUCGCAUCUCGGAGCCACCCCUUCCUCCCAUCCCCCUCUCUUCAAGCGUGAGACUCGUGAUCCUUCCGCCGCUUCCCUUCUUCAUUGACUCGGAAAAAAAUCCCCGAGGAAAAUAUAAUAUUCAAAGUACUUAUUUUCAAUCAAGUAUUUGCUYCCGUUUCACGUGAUAUAUAUUUUUAAAGGAUUUCCCCCACCCCAUCCUCCUCUCUCAGGAAAGGGAGGUGAAAGAAUUGUAAAUCCCCCAUUCCAGCCCCAAAUUAUCUAUAUGUUCAAUAUCCGUACCGAUCUGUCUUGAAGGAGAAAUACGUAGCUCGUAUUUUUUUUUAAUAGCUAUACAAAAAAGUUAAAAGCCUGGAGAACGAAGUCUUUUUCUUUUUCUUUUCUUUUUCUUGUGAGAGAACUUAAUGCUGCAUUUAUCAUUAACCUAACACCCUAACAUAAAACAAAAGGAAGAAAAGGAGGAAGGAAGGAAAAGGUGAUUCGGGAAGAGAGAUCAUGUCAGGGCGGCCCAGAACCACCUCCUUUGCGGAGAGCUGCAAGCCAGUGCAGCAGCCUUCAGCCUUUGGCAGCAUGAAAGUUAGCAGAGACAAGGAUGGMAGCAAGGUGACCACAGUGGUGGCAACUCCCGGGCAGGGUCCAGACAGGCCACAAGAAGUCAGCUAUACAGACACUAAAGUGAUCGGAAAUGGGUCAUUUGGUGUGGUAUAUCAAGCCAAACUUUGUGAUUCAGGAGAACUGGUUGCCAUCAAAAAAGUAUUGCAGGACAAGAGAUUUAAGAAUCGAGAACUCCAGAUCAUGAGAAAGCUAGAUCACUGUAACAUAGUCCGAUUGCGUUAUUUCUUCUACUCAAGUGGUGAGAAGAAAGAUGAGGUCUACCUUAAUCUGGUGCUGGACUAUGUUCCGGAAACAGUAUACAGAGUUGCCAGACACUAUAGUAGAGCCAAACAGACGCUCCCUGUGAUCUACGUCAAGUUGUAUAUGUAUCAACUGUUCAGAAGUUUAGCCUACAUCCAUUCCUUUGGAAUCUGCCACCGGGAUAUUAAACCACAGAACCUCUUGUUGGAUCCUGAUACAGCUGUCUUAAAACUCUGUGAUUUUGGAAGUGCAAAGCAGCUGGUCCGAGGAGAACCCAAUGUUUCAUAUAUUUGUUCUCGGUACUAUAGGGCACCAGAGUUGAUCUUUGGAGCCACUGAUUAUACCUCUAGUAUAGAUGUAUGGUCUGCAGGCUGUGUGUUGGCUGAGCUGUURCUAGGACAACCAAUAUUUCCAGGGGACAGUGGUGUGGAUCAGUUGGUAGAAAUAAUCAAGGUCCUGGGAACACCAACAAGGGAGCAAAUUAGAGAAAUGAACCCAAAUUAUACAGAAUUCAAAUUCCCUCAAAUUAAGGCACACCCAUGGACAAAGGUCUUCCGACCCCGAACUCCACCGGAGGCCAUUGCAUUGUGUAGCCGUCUGCUGGAGUAUACACCAACUGCCCGAUUGACACCACUGGAAGCUUGUGCACAUUCAUUUUUUGAUGAACUGAGGGACCCAAAUGUCAAACUACCAAAUGGGCGAGACACACCUGCACUCUUCAACUUCACCACCCAAGAACUGUCAAGUAAUCCACCUUUGGCUACCAUCCUUAUUCCUCCUCAUGCCCGAAUUCAAGCAGCUGCUUCCACUCCUACAAAUGCCACAGCAGCCUCAGAUGCUAAUGCUGGAGACCGUGGACAGACCAAUAAUGCUGCUUCUGCGUCAGCUUCCAACUCCACCUGAACAGUCCCAAGCAGUCAGCUGCACAGGAAAAACCACCAGUACUUGAGUGUCACUCAGCAACACUGGUCACGUUUGGAAAGAAAAUUAAAAAGAGAAAAAAAAAACCUGUUCAUUUUAGUGUUCAAUUUUUUUUAUUAUUAUUGUUGUUCUUAUUUAACCUUGUAAGAUAUCUAUAAAUACAAAACAAUUUCAUUGUAUUCUCACUUUGUGGGAGACCCAGAGGGUGGGAGGGGUAAUGGGAGGGGGAAAGCGGAGCACUAGAAGACACAAUCUCUCUCCCACGACAAUCUUUUUUUUUUUUUUUUUUAAUCAAAAGUCUGCUGUUGUACACUUUAAAAACAGGACUCCUGCCUCAUGCCCCUUCCACAAGAGAAGAAACCUUGUUCUGUACUGAAGUGUUUGUUUUGUUUUGUUUGAACUUUGUUUUCUUUUCAAGUCUAGUGUCAGACUUUGGCAUAGUGCACAGCUUGAAAUUGGUUGGGAGCUUAGCAGGUAUAACUCAACAGGGGCUUACAUGUCACUUGUAAAAUUAAUCCAUAUCCUCGGGUAUUUCAAGACUUGGCUUUGGCAUGUUGGUGGCAGGUGUGACAGACAAAAAAGGAAAUGUGUAUCAUUUGUAACCCAGGUAGGUCAAUAAAGUUUGAAGCUGUAAGGGGGAGAUACUGAAUUGAUUGGUUAAGUUUGGUUUUGUUCUUAGUCAGUACUAGUGGUGAGAAAGCUGGUAUAGCAGGCUCCCAAAGGGGAGCAGCAAGCAGAACUCUAGUUCCAUAAUGGGGUUUUGUUUUUGUUUUUGUUUUGCCUGACCAAAGGUUCUCUGCAAAUCUUUGUACAGUUUUAAAUUAGUGACCUAGAAGGGGAUUGGAAAGGGUGUUGAACAGGCUAUACUGGCUGCACAGGUCAAAGGCACCUGGUGAGACUAGAGGAAGGACACAGGCUGGGGCAGAUCUCACCACUGUGAAUGAAUUCAUCCAGAUUUUUUUCUAAAGUUACUUCCCUUGGAAAGAUACACUUGAGAGAGGACAUUAUAGUUAAGUAAUGUGAACUGUAACAGUCUACUGCUUUAUUUCUCAUCUUUCUAAUUGAAAAACAAGUUUUUAGGAAUUGCCACCUUCUACACGUAGUUAUAAUUUUAAAUCCAAAUCUAGACUCUAUUUAAUUUUAGCUUUUUUAACCUCAUGCUUUUAAAAUUUAUUUAUUGAUGCAUGCCCAAUAGGCCAUUAUGAUUUUAGGUGGUAGGAAUAUUAAAAACUACCUAUCAAAAUUAUAUAGUCACCUGUACAUACCUGCUGACUUCAUAGGGAAACUGAUGCUAUAAAUGUGUGUAUAUAGUUAUAUAUACAGAUACUCAAUACUGCCUUUUCUUUUUUGUCUCCAGUAUCAAAAUUGACUGGUUGAAGCAUGAGAAGAAUGUUUCCCCACACACACCCAGUUAAGAGUUUUGUUUCUAUUUUCUUUAUCAGUGAAUGGUGUAAGAAUCAGUCUAUUGUUUUUUGGGGAAAAAAAAAAGCAAUAUUCCUUGGAAAGCAAGGAAGAUUGAAGAAUUAUGUUUGCAGUAAAGAGAUAGAUCUUCACAACUACUUUGUUUUAUACUUUUAAGGUUGGUAUCUAUGUGGGCCUUAUAUACUCUAAAAUGAACCUUAGUCACCUUGGUGCUUAUGGGCCAUUACUUGACCUAUGAAUCUUUAAGGCACAAUCAGUUAUAUUUUACWUUUAAAAGAUCACUUGAGUGAUGGCCACUUUUUCCUCCUGCCCUCUCCUUCCCCACACACCUUCCAAGGUUAGCUGAUAAUUGUAGGGCUGCAGAGCUGAACUCUAGAUUGUGUAUAAUCUCCUUUCACCCUCCUCAUUGCCACUUAGGUCAUGUUGGGGUCUCGCCCUCCAGGUGGUUAGGAAGUGGAGUCUCUUGGCAGCCCACGUGCAGGCCCUGCACCCUGUCCUGCUUCUUGACUUUGUGUGCAACUCUCCAAGAGAGUUAUGCUGCCUGCUGAAGUGAAUUGACACCCAGAAAGACAACUGUGAGCCAUCUUAGUGUUCACUCACUGUUUAGCUAAGCUCUUGGGCCACAAAAGGGGUUUCUUAAACCUCUUAUUAUAUCAGAGUUCAUGAGAAAAGAUAAUGUUCAGUCAAACCAAAUAAAAUGGUGAAUUUUACUUUUUAUAAAGUGCUUCUGAGAGCUAGUUAAGAUUGAAAAAAAUCUGAAAGUAUUUGGCAGCAUAGUUCCUUAAAGGAACUAUAGACCAUUACAGAAAAGAUUUAUAAAGAAUCUGAACAAGUAGGUCUAUGACAGAGAAAUGGACCUGUUUUCAGAUCAAACUGCCCAGUCAGAUGUUUGGAUACGAACACUACUCUGGACUUGGUAUACUUGCUGGAGUCCAUAAAAAUCAGUACUUAUUUUAGAAAACACUUUUCCCCCCAUAAAUGGGGUAAGAGAAGAAGAGAGAAAAGUCAGAUGCUUUUCUCUCAGUGUGUGUGUGUGUGUGUGUGUGUGAAUGUGUGAGUGUGUGUGUAUGUGUGCGCGUGUGCGCCGGGGUGCAUGAUUUUUCUUUCUCACGGAUCAUGGCGGGAUCACAGAACUCUUUUAUACAAGUGAGAUCCAGGUCUCUGGAUAUCUUUUUGUAAAUAUAAUAAUAAUAAUUAAAAGCUCCUCACCAAAUUCAAGCUUGUACAUUAUAUUUUCUUUCAGUGUUCUUAAAUUUAAGUUUUAUUGUUUUGUAUGUAAAUAUGUGGACCCAGGAACUGUUAUUAAUGAGCAAAAAGUUACUGUUCAGGGCAGUGAUUCUGUUUAAUAAUCAGACAAAAUGUAGACGAGCUUUUUAAAGCCAUAUAGUUUUAACUCUGUACAGUAGGUACCGKCCUGUAUUAUUGUAACAAUAACUCUAGCAAUGUAUAGUGUAUCUAUAUAGUUUGGAGUGCCUUCGCUUCCAUGUGUUUGGUUUUUUUGUUUGUUUUUAUUUUUAUUUUUCAUUUAAAAAAUUUUAUUUGGUUUCCUUUAUCCACRUCUCCCUGUCCAUUCCCUUUCCCUUUGAAAUAAUAACUCACAACAAUAUCUUUGCCCCCUCCAAAAUUAAGUUUCGGUGAUACCAUGCUCAGGAGUGGGAAGAGGAAACCAUGUUCAUAAUCUCAUUUUAUUCAAGCCCUGCAUUUGUUUUAGUUCUGAAUGUCUGUUUCCUCCUCGGUAGCAAUGACCGUUUCAUUUGAUACUUGGUCCAUUCAGGGACUUAGUAUAACACAUGGAGCCCUAGAGCUGGAGGAUAUCAAUAGAUUAGAUUUUGUUUAUCUCUUCCACAAGCCCUAACCAUGGGUUUUACAAACAGCAGAUUCUAGGAGCCUUCCAUGCUCGAGCAGGCGCUCACUCUUCUUCCUCCCUCCCUCCCCACCUCCUCGCACCAGCCCCCUUACCGACUUCCCUCCCAAAUGACACAGGGAGAGAAAACUGGUUUAGUGUUGGGUUUUGAUACAUCAAUGGUCUAAAAUUCUGUCUUGCAAUGGCUUGCAGUUAACUGCACAGAAUGCCACCAUGCCCAUAGAAGGCUGUUCUAACAAGGGAACUCAACCCAUUCUCUCCCUCCUGCCAUCUCUACCCUGUUCAAUGACAUGUCAUUUUAAUUUUUUAAAUCAGUUUAAUUUUGACUGUGUGCCCAACAUGAAGGCCUUUUUUGGAAAAAAAAAWAUAUAUAUAUAUUUUUUUGUUUUGCCUCCAAGUACUCCAUAUAAAAUGUCUUGAA
Messenger RNA from Urocitellus parryii (Arctic ground squirrel), 5961 nucleotides. RefSeq names its product glycogen synthase kinase 3 beta (gene Gsk3b). Gene Ontology annotation, molecular function: tau-protein kinase activity; ATP binding; beta-catenin binding. Gene Ontology annotation, biological process: positive regulation of proteasomal ubiquitin-dependent protein catabolic process; peptidyl-threonine phosphorylation; cell differentiation. The record is from RefSeq and is a predicted model, not a curated record. Gene Ontology annotation, cellular component: cytosol; cytoplasm; glutamatergic synapse. Lineage: Eukaryota; Metazoa; Chordata; Mammalia; Rodentia; Sciuridae.